Rhododendron vialii is the source of this 2657-nucleotide messenger RNA. RefSeq names its product serine carboxypeptidase-like 17. Bases 950 to 2416 code for a protein of 488 amino acids. Gene Ontology annotation, biological process: proteolysis; secondary metabolic process. The record is from RefSeq and is a predicted model, not a curated record. The transcript has 15 exons. Lineage: Eukaryota; Viridiplantae; Streptophyta; Magnoliopsida; Ericales; Ericaceae. Gene Ontology annotation, molecular function: serine-type carboxypeptidase activity; acyltransferase activity, transferring groups other than amino-acyl groups.
GCACGUUUUGUUCCCGUAAAGCAGAAGUCAACUCAUCGGCUACGCAAACAAAUUUGAAAAAUACUCGGACGGACGAGCAAAUACUCUACGCUGAAAAUGGACCUGAGUGCACAUGCCUACAAGUAUCGAUCUGUACAUACCGAGAUUUCGUUCAUUCCUCAGUUCGAGGUUUGGCUGCAGUACACUAAUUCUUUUAAGAGUUAGGAAGCGAAAGUGGCUAACUCUGAUAUCAAGAGUAAAAUGAGUUAAACCUAUCUCCUUGUUCUAUGGUCUGCCUCAGGGUUUUCAAUUUUCCCGUUAGGGUUGGAGAAGAUAAGUAUGAAGGUCCCAACAACUAGGGAUGUAUGCUAGUUGGUUGGAAUAAUGCUGCCUUAACACAUAAGCGCCCAAACAAACAAUGCUAUUUGAUAAGGCAAUAUGAAUGAUUCCCACCCCACUCCCUCUCGUAUUUACUUAUUGUUUUCUAUGAUGUGAUUACUAAUUUUGCAUGGAACUGCUAGACAAGGGAAGCUGCAUUAGGUGAAACUAACCUUAAUAUUUGGGCCCUUAAAUAAAUGUUCAGGGAGGGAGAAAGGAAACAAAAGGGAGAAAUGAAAGAUUAAGCAUUUGAUGGAAGAGAAAAAAAGGGUUGAUGAAAAUGAAGAAGAUAUGUCUGAAAGUUUAGAUGAUUGUCUCACCACUUAAAAGGAUGAGAAGGAAAUAAGAGACAGAACACGCCACUUAGAAGAGACAAAAGAAAACUUUGCUUCAAUUGUCCUUUCAAAGUAAACCUUAAUUUAAAAAGCAAAUUAGAAAUUGGUUAAUGAGCUAUUAGUGUAUUAAUGAGCACACCCUUAGUCCUGUAUACUACACCUUAAGUUUGGUUGAAGUACAAACCAAAAGAACAUAUAGGUUAUUUGGCUUAGAUUUUCUAUAAUUGUUGGCUUCAUUAGCUCUUAUAGUCCUUCAUAUGGUACAAGCAGAAGCAGCAGCUGCUGCCUCUCAGAUGCAGCUUCUGACUGAGUCAUGCAGUGGUACGUACAGUUGGAUCAGGUGGUUGCAUAUCCAUUUGCUGGUUAUGCUGGUAUUCUCAGUGCAAGCAGUCCUAAGUGGCAAGAUCAUCAAGUUUUUACCUGGAUAUGAUGGUGAACUUCCUUUCAAACUCGAGACAGGAUACAUUAGCGUUGACAAUUCAGAGUUGUUCUACUAUUUCGUUGAGUCAGAAGGGAACCCUCAAGAGGACCCUCUCUUUCUUUGGCUAACGGGUGGUCCUGGCUGUAGUUCUUUCAGUGGACUCAUUUAUGAAGCAGGUCCAAUGGAGUUUGACUUUGAAAACUAUACUGGAGGGUUACCGAAAUUGAAAUAUUACCCCUAUACAUGGACGAAGGCUGCUAGCAUGAUAUUUCUUGAUUCACCUGUGGGCACUGGUUUCUCCUAUGCAAGAAACCCAGAAGGUUGGCUUUCAUCGGACACAAAAUCAGCUGAACAUUCCUACCAGUUCCUCAGGAAGUGGAUAAUUGAACACCCACAAUUUCUCUCUGUCCGACUAUUUAUCGCCGGUGAUUCUUAUGCUGGCAUUCUGAUUCCAUUGAUCACUAAGAAGAUAAUAGAUGGUAACAAAGACAAAGACAAACUGUAUCUGAAUAUCAAGGGGUAUUUGAUUGGGAGCCCAGUGACUGAUUCAAGUAUUGAUACGAACUCAAGAGUUCAAUUUGCUCAUGGGAUGGCACUAAUAUCGGAUGAGAUCUAUGAGAAUGCAAGAAGAAGUUGCAAAGAGAACUAUGUUAAUGUAGAUCCAGAAAAUGCUGCAUGUUCAGCAGCCCUUGGUGAUAUCCAGAUGUGCGUGAAAGAUCUGUUUGACGGUGAUAUCUUGAAACCAAACUGUGAUUUAUUUUCCCCCGAAAUUGGAGAAAACCCGGAUCGAAGAUCUCUUGAAGAAGGCGCAUCAAAGUUCCUACAGUCACAAUCAAUGAAUCCGAGAGCUUGGUGCACUGAUUUCGUGCUUCAACAUAGUUCCAUUUGGCAAAACGAUGAUAGUGUUCAAGAGGCAUUACAUGUUCGAAAGGGAACUAUUCCGCAUUGGAAGAGAUGCAACAACAGCAUAUUAUAUACUAUAGAUGUCGUGAGUGUUGUCUCUGUUCAUAAAGAACUCAGUAGAUCGGCCCUGGAAGUACUUGUAGAGAGUGGUGAUCACGACAUGAUAGUCCCGUACAUGGGUACGUUAAAAUGGAUAAAGUCUCUCAACUUGACCCUCGUCGACAAUUGGAGGCCAUGGUUUAUCGAUCAUCAAGUUGCCGGAUACACGAUGAAGUAUUCAGAUCAUGGAUAUCGUUUGACUUUUGCAACUGUGAAGGGCGCAGGCCACCCAGCGCCACAAUUCUAUCGCAGGGAGUGUUAUUAUUUGUUCGACAGAUGGGUUAAUUACAAUCCUAAUUAGCUAGCCACUAGCACCUUCAAGUUUGAAAUUCCAUUUUCUACCGCAUAUUGAAGGCUUUGAAUGGUUAAUGUGUUUGAAACGAAGACGUAUUAUAAGCAUGAUGUGUAAUGGCCCGCAUAUUUUGUACCUCUUUGAGAUCCUAUUUAAAGCUGGAGCUUUGUGCACUGAUAUUAUCCUAUACCUUGUGAAAACUGGAAUCUUGGUGUAAUGCAGUUUAAUAUCCAAGAUUUUUGCGUUACCA